Messenger RNA from Lichtheimia ornata, 2769 nucleotides. RefSeq lists its product as uncharacterized. The transcript has a single exon. Gene Ontology annotation, cellular component: endoplasmic reticulum membrane. Gene Ontology annotation, biological process: GPI anchor biosynthetic process. Lineage: Eukaryota; Fungi; Mucoromycota; Mucoromycetes; Mucorales; Lichtheimiaceae. The record is from RefSeq and is a predicted model, not a curated record. Gene Ontology annotation, molecular function: mannose-ethanolamine phosphotransferase activity. Bases 1 to 2769 code for a protein of 922 amino acids.
AUGCGGCUGCCGACCGAUCGCCGUUUUACAUUGACGAGUUUGCUUGUCCUUCUCACACUCCUUCAAACAACUGGCUUGUACCUCUUUCUGAAAGGGUUUCUUCUCACACGACAGACCUUGGACUUGCCGACAUUGCCGAAUGACAGUGUAUCGACACACUUUGAUCGGGUGAUACUGAUCAUCAUUGACGCGCUUCGUUUCGACUUUGCUGUAUCAUCGGACCCAAAGCAAGAGAAUGAAUACUACAGAAACCAGCUACCUGUAUUUGAACGACUCUUGGCCCAACAGCCAUCCUCUUCCCUUCUAUUUCAAUUUCGAGCAGAUCCACCCACCACCACUAUGCAACGUGUCAAAGGCUUGAUGACAGGGUCAUUACCCACAUUCAUUGACGCAGGCUCCAACUUUGCAUCAUCCGCCGUGAACGAAGACCAUUUAUUACGCCAAAUGCGAACACGCUAUGACGACUUUUACUUUAUGGGUGAUGAUACAUGGGUGAAUCUGUAUCCAGAGAUCUUUGAAUCGAACAAGACAUUCGAGAGUGACAGCUUCAAGAUGUUUGAUUUGGAUACAGUGGACAAUCGUAUUCUGGAGCAUUUAUGGCCUAUAGUGGAUCAGGAUCAGUGGCAAGUCGCUAUUGCUCAUUUCUUGGGUGUGGAUCAUUGUGGCCAUACCUUUGGUCCAUCGCAUCCAAACAUGGCAACCAAACUCAGUCAAAUGAACAAGGUCAUUGAACAAUUGGUGGAUCGAGUCGUGGACGACAAGACGUUAUUGGUGGUGAUGGGUGAUCAUGGCAUGUCAGUGGAAGGCGAUCAUGGCGGUGAAAGUGUGGAAGAAUUGAUCAGCACCCUGUUCAUGUACUCAAAACGACCCAUCACGGAUACACGCAUGAAGGACUUUUAUCGGCACAUCCACGAAUCAAGAGCCGAUCAGCUUGGUUACAACAUGCGUGAGAUUCAAGAACGGCUUCAUUAUGAUCCCAACACCUAUCCAAUCGUAUCACAAAUCCAUCUCGUGCCCACAUUGGCAUACAUGUUGGGUGUCCCUAUUCCCUUUGGCAACUUGGGAGCUCUGAUUCCAGAUGUUGUGAUGCCCAACAAUGAUGCUGCUUCACCCUUGCAACAUAUGACACACGCGUUUCGACACAAUGCACGCCAAGUCCGACACUAUCUUGAUCAGUAUUCGGCACACACAGGCCAUCCAGGAUUUUCAGCCGAUGCCUUGAGUCCCAUGUAUGAGCACCUUGUCAAUGCAGAGAACCAUGAAGCCAUGGGUGAUUUGGAAGAUGCUAUAUUUGAAUACGACCGUUUCUUGACAAGCACGAUCAAGUACUGCCAAGCGAUUUGGGCACAAUUUGAUGUGGGAUCCAUGGCUGUGGGCAUUUCCAUUCUGGUGGUAACCACAUGUUCCAGUGUUUAUUUAUCAUUUGUGAGUGAACCAAGUUUGUCAUUACGCAGGGCAUUCAUCGUGGCGGUGAGCACAUUACUGGUCAGCUCAAGUGUGGCAAUUGUGGCGCUCAAGGAUGAUAUCCGAAGCCAUGGAUGGUUUGAAAAAAUGUCGCAAAUGGAUGGCUUGCUGGCCUUGAUUAUGAUGGCGUGUGCUACAGUGCUUUUGUUUGGUAUCAAGGACCUCCAUCAUCACUCGACCUUUACACCUACUACAUGGAUCCUUGUUUUAUUGGGUGUCAUUGUUCAUGCACUCACCUUGGGUUCCAACAGCUUCGUUGUUUGGGAGGAUCGCAUGAUACGAUUCAUAGCAGCUACAUUGUGCGUCGCGUGGGCAGUGUGCAGUCGUCAAAUGGGUGCUCCUCUUUUUGUUCUUGGGUGGAUUCGCUUAACUGGUCUUGCUGGUCAAUGCCGAGAAGAGCAAUUUCCUUAUUGCCGCUAUCUCCACAGCAUGUCUUUUACUACCGAUCAUCCAGCAGCCAUGUUAGCAUACGUCACAUUCAAUGGAGCAUUGAUUUCCUAUGUAUUACCACGCCUUUUCAAGCAAAGAUCGCACAACAAAUCUUGGCAGCAAUGGAUGUAUCAAGCCGUUCUUUGUGUGGUGUUUGUUCGGCAGAUACAAGAGCUAUAUGAAAGCAGCAGCAAUAGCCCAUCAUUACCAUGGUGGUCAUUGAAGUUGUUGAAUGUUUAUCUACCUCGGAUGGUGUAUCUUUUCAGCAUGGUGGUGUUGCUACGUGCACGCGUAUCUUGGUGGUCGUUCAUGUCGAUUUGGAGUGCCGCUUUGGCUAUGCUACAAAGGCCAUUGGCAAGUACUAUCAUGUUGACAGUGCCAGGGAUCGUGAAUUUAUUGACUACGUCGGCGUCAUCUGGUGCAGAUAGCAUUGUAAGGCUUGUAUUGAUGCAUACUAUUGGGCAGCAUCUCUUCUUCGUUACCGGUCACCAGGCAACAUUUACAUCGUUACCAUGGAAAGCAGCCUUUAUUGGAUUUGACGACAUGAACUAUUACGGUGGUGCAACAUUGGUUGGAUUAUCAACACUUGCAGGCCCAUUGAUAGCAUGGAUUAGCUGGCCAUUGCUUGUAUCCAAUAGCAGCCGUCAUACUCGACCCCAGCAGCAGCAGCAGCAGCAGCUUUCCCUUUACAUGCUCAUGAUCAUGCAACUGAUUCCUACAUGCUUUUCAGCCUUGUUUGUACUUGUCUUACGAAGGCAUUUGAUGACAUGGAAGAUCUUUGCUCCAAGAUUUUUAUUACAGGCCCUGCUCGGGGUAGGCUCUCAUAUAGCAGUUAUCCUGUGUGCGUGGUUCAGCCCAAUACAGACAACAACUUGA